Molecule: messenger RNA, 1795 nt
Organism: Ipomoea triloba (trilobed morning glory)
Lineage: Eukaryota; Viridiplantae; Streptophyta; Magnoliopsida; Solanales; Convolvulaceae
Product: protein IQ-DOMAIN 14-like
Exons: 6
Coding region: 144-1358 (404 amino acids)
Molecular function (GO): protein binding
Source: RefSeq, a predicted model, not a curated record
UGAGGAUGGAGAGAGGCCACUUGGAGCAUCAUCAUUCCAGAAAAUGACUGCCCAUUUCUUGUUGCAUUUUUCCAGCACAAAUUUGAUGUUUUAGAUUGCCCUCUUCCUCAUCUUUUCACCUGUUCUUCAAGAAUGGUGAGUAUAUGAUGGGAAAGAGAAGGAGCUGGUUUGCAUUUGUGAAAAGACUGUUCAUUCAGGAGGCAAAAUCCAAGGCAGAAAAGAGACCGAGGAGAUGGAAAUGGUUUUCCGGGAAGAUUAAGCUGAGGCAACGGCCAGCAAUCGAAGCGCCUCAGAGAACAUUAUGUGAGGCGGCGGAGGACCAAAGAAAGCAUGCGAUGGCGGUGGCAGUUGCAACAGCGGCCGCUGCAGAGGCGGCGGUGGCUGCUGCCAAUGCUGCAGCAGAGGUUGUCAGGCUAACCAAUGCUCCUUAUGAGUUGCAAAAGAGACAGAGCUCUGCAGCCACCAAAAUCCAGACUGCUUUUCGCGCUUACCUCGCCAGGAAGGCAUUAAGUGCAUUGAAGGGACUGGUGAAGCUGCAGGCAGUGAUCCGAGGCGAAAUUGUAAGGCGCAGAUUGAUAGCUAAGUUAAAGUGUAUGCUGUCAUUUCCCAAGUCACAACCACAAGUUCAUCAGAAGAGAAUUGCAGCUGUGGAACAGCCUAUCAGCCAAAAGGAAAUUCUGAAACCUCAUGAAGUAAAGUGUCAGAGCCACAGGACCUGGGAUUUCACCUUAGCAUCAGGGGAAGAUGCUGAAGCCUUGUGGUUCAGAAGGCGAGAUGCAAUAACCAAAAGAGAGCGGAUGAUGAAAUACUCGUUGUCACAACGGGAAAGGCGAAACGAUGAGACUCUGCAAGAGCUGUUAACCAACAAGGAGAAUCAAGGGAGCUGCAGAUUUGAUCAGUGGGCAGAAUCUGGCACACCAAAGAGGACAACAUUAGCAGACAGGUUAAGGUCAUUUGCACACUCAAAUGUUCAUGGAGGUGACACGAAUCAAAUGACACAAGUCCAAGGAAGAUAUGCUCGAAAACAAGACUAUUCUGAGGAGCUGAAUUCCCCCUUGUCACUUCCCAGGAGAUCAUUUUCUCUUGUGAAACAGAAAUCCACAAGCGACGAUAGCUCUUUGCCAGAUUCCCCUAUGUUUCCAGCUUACAUGGCCGCCACAGAAUCUGCAAAAGCGAAGAUGAGGUCCAUGAGCACCCCGAAGCAAAGGGUGAGGUUAUACGACACUUGCUCGUGUCAACAUUCUCCCCACAAGCUCAGCCUUUCUUCGUGGAGUUCAUUCAACGACGAAACCUCUAGCACUGAAAGAAACUGGAAUUUUUCAGCAAGCAUCAGAGAACGCAAAAACGUUUUACCAUGAUUACAACAGUUAUCACUUGUCAGAAGAUUUCAGCACUAGAAAAGUUGAACCUUUGAAGAACUUCAUGUUAAUUUACUUGAUACUCCUAACAUGGUACAAGGCUACACCAUCUUUUAAGAAAGUAAACAAAGUAACAAGAUCAUUGGAGGUGUUUUUCAUCCAGGUUUGUCUACAAAUAACAAGAGAAUGAUUUCUUCUCCUGCUUAAGGUUCAAAAACAUUACAGACUUCAGAUACAUGUGCACAUAGACAAAAAAAAAAGGUUUUUCCCUCUUGUGUGUUUUUAAGUGUGCUUUUAGAGGAUUUAAUUUGAGUCCUUGGAGGCAGUGAGGGUUGAUUCUGCUGAUUGGUCAUUUGUUUGGAAUGUGUUGUAAAAUUUGCAAAAAGGGUUUUUUGUAUUUGUUGUCUGAUAUAACAUCACAUACUUAUUUUUGGUCC